Molecule: messenger RNA, 1512 nt
Organism: Necator americanus (New World hookworm)
Lineage: Eukaryota; Metazoa; Nematoda; Chromadorea; Rhabditida; Ancylostomatidae
Exons: 12
Coding region: 1-1512 (503 amino acids)
Biological process (GO): monoatomic ion transmembrane transport; chemical synaptic transmission; regulation of membrane potential
Cellular component (GO): postsynaptic membrane; synapse; neuron projection
Molecular function (GO): transmembrane signaling receptor activity; acetylcholine-gated monoatomic cation-selective channel activity
Source: RefSeq, a predicted model, not a curated record
AUGCUGCUGUCUGUCAAAAUCCCUAGAGGAUCACCAAUUUGCUGGCCAUCUCGCCGUCUAUCCAAAACAAUUUUAGCGUUUCUUCGAGUAACGAUGCUAUUAUCCAUUCUCCUACUCCCUGCGGUCACCUGCUCACCAUCCGAGCAACGGCUGAUGAAUGAUCUUCUCGUUGGUUAUGUACGUGAAGAACGUCCGGUGCUGGACAGCAGUAAACCAGUUAUCGUCACUCUUGGCCUUGCAAUGCAACAAAUUAUUAAUUUGAAUGAAAAAGAAGAACAACUAGAAGUGAGCGCAUGGCUUAAGUUUGCUUGGAUCGAUGAGAACUUGCGAUGGUUGCCAAACGCUUACGGUAAUGUAACCGAUUUAAGACAUCCAGCUGGAACUAUAUGGCAACCAGAUAUCCUUCUUUAUAAUAGUGUUGAUCCGGCUUUUGACUCAACAUACAAAGUAAAUCUCCUUAAUUAUCAUAAUGGUCUCAUUAACUGGGUUCCGCCUGGAAUUUUUAAAAUCUCCUGCAAGUUGGACAUUUACUGGUUCCCGUUUGACGAACAGAUCUGUUUCUUUAAGUUCGGCUCGUGGUCAUCUAGUAAGGAUAAAAUCGAGCUACAAGUUGGUGAACUGGAUUUCUCUGAAUACUUGGAGAACGGAGAGUGGAUAAUUUUGCACUCUGAAGGAAACGUAACGGCUAAAUACUACGAAUGUUGCCCGGAAGCGUUUGAAGAUAUCAAAUUUACACUUCAUCUUCGACGUCGAACCCUGUACUAUGCGUUCAACCUAAUCAUGCCCUGUAUGCUCACCAUGAUUCUUGUUGUGCUAGGCUUCACCCUAUGUCCAGAAACAUGCGAAAAAGUCGGUCUACAAAUCUCCGUCACAUUGGCUAUUUGCAUUUUUCUCACCAUCAUGAACGAGAUGACUCCUCAUACAUCCGAAGCUGUUCCUUUACUCGGUGUUUUCUUUCAAAGUUGCAUGGUAAUUUCAACGUUGGCCACUUCGUUUACGGUAUUUGUGCAGAGUUAUCAUUUUCGAAGCCAUCAUCAUACGCAUAGAAUGUCUUUUUGGAUGAGAUAUAUCCUCCUGGAGUGGGCGCCAUGGCUGCUUCGAAUGCAGUUCCCCGAGCGAGCGAACAAUUUAUCAACUAUCAAAGACAGCUGGGCUAAUAGAAAAACGAGAAGACGAGGAACAAAAACAGCGUUUGACUAUGAAGAAGAAACAACGUCCACACCUGCUGGCAUGGCGAUCAAGGAAAAUUUCGACAAUUUUCUUUUUCAGGUAAACGCUAAAGUUGCCGACGAUAAGCGACUGGUGGAACGUCUACGAGUGCUUCAGAAGAUUCAUGAUCAUGUUAAGAUGAUCCGUGAACGUUCCGAUGACACUGUGGAAGACGGUCAUGUAGCGCUGGAAUGGCGUUUCGCUGCCAUUGUCGUUGAUCGGCUUGGACUUCUCUCCUUCUCAACGCUUAUAAUUGUAACGACGCUUGUGAUAUGUUUACGUGCACCAUAUUUAGUGGCUUAA